UGCAGCGAGCACAGAAAAGACAUGACCUUCCAGCAACCAACCCAGGUGGUGGUGACGACUAUCGCCGCACAGCCAGCGGCAUGGAGCACUGGCCUUUGCGACUGCUGUAGCGAUAUGAGCACAUGUUGCUGCGCUCUCUUUUGUUUCCCCUGCAUGCAGUGUCAGACGGCCAGUAAAAACGGCUGGUGCUGCUGCAUGCCGCUCCUGGACGUCUGCUGUGUGGUGUCCUGCCUUCUCCGCUCCUCCAUUAGAGAGAAACAUGGCAUCCAUGGAGGCUGCUGCGAAGACUGCUGUGAGUUAACUUGGUGCUACCCGUGCGUGUGGUGUCAGAUGAAUCGAGAGCAGAAGAUCAGGGCCAGACAGCCGGCCACGGCAGCAGUGGUCACCACGCAGAUUGUGAGGGCCUAG
Scomber japonicus (chub mackerel) is the source of this 408-nucleotide messenger RNA. RefSeq names its product cornifelin-like. NCBI's taxonomy places the organism in Eukaryota, Metazoa, Chordata, Actinopteri, Scombriformes, Scombridae. The transcript has 4 exons. The coding region runs from base 22 to 408 and encodes 128 amino acids. The record is from RefSeq and is a predicted model, not a curated record.